This is a messenger RNA of Homarus americanus (American lobster), 601 nucleotides long. RefSeq lists its product as uncharacterized. Bases 140 to 601 code for a protein of 153 amino acids. The record is from RefSeq and is a predicted model, not a curated record. Lineage: Eukaryota; Metazoa; Arthropoda; Malacostraca; Decapoda; Nephropidae. The transcript has 5 exons.
AUACACACAAGAGCCCGCCCGCAGUCACGGCAUUGCUUCACCCGAUUCCUGAGUAGUGGGUGUUGGUGCAGUAAGGCUCCUACUACACAUUCGUCUCCUAGGUUGUAACUAAACACACCUUCAUCUCAGAGCUGCCACCAUGCCGCCUCCCAAGCUUCGGAAGAUGGUGUCGAACUUCGGGGGUCCUGGGCGGAAGCGUAGCUGUUGUAAGUCCUUCCUGAAGGUGCUCUUCUCACACGUGGGGCUCUUCAUACUAGUCGCUAUCUACGCCAGCGUCGGAGCGUACUUGUACAUCAACUUAGAAACGGAUAACGAGAACAAACGCAGGUUGGCGAAGAAGCGGGUGUCGAUGGACGUGGAUGACGCCAUAAACUACAUUAUAUCAUUCCUCUGGUUCAAGUCUGAAGAGAUCACUGACGCCAAGGAAUACAACAUGAUGGUCAGAAACACCCUCGAAAGGUUCACUGGGUUUGUCGUGGAGAAGGCUUCGGAUUCCAACAUCCAAUACGAUGGCGAUUUGAACGCAUGGGAUCAGGAUUGGACUUAUUCCAAGUCUCUCCUCUUUACCGUCACUAGUAUGGCUGCUAUUGGUGAGCGAUGA